Messenger RNA from Peronospora matthiolae, 1353 nucleotides. Lineage: Eukaryota; Oomycota; Peronosporomycetes; Peronosporales; Peronosporaceae. The record is from the annotation of a GenBank genome assembly.
AUGAGAAUGACGAACACGCGACUUUUGCCGCGCCACGCUCGACAUGCGUUGGCGUUAGUGCUACUGUACUGUGCCCAAAAGACUUUUGGCCGCUCCCUUCUCGCAGCGUUCGUGCGCUGGUACUUGUUGCGUGCGGCUGAAACGCCUAAACUUGUGUUCCGAGCCACACCAACAAACACGAAACUGCUGUCCCUCUGUCCUUCUAUUACAAAACGCAAGUACCAUCCGCCGUGGCAUCUAUUCAACGGACACCUUCAGACCGUUCGAUUUGCAUACGACAAUCGAGGACCGCAGAUCAAGUAUAGACGUCAGUUACUCAAAUUACCGGAUGACGGUGUCGUUUCCCUAGAUUGGGCACUGUUGUCGGACUGGAAAGAUACCUCGACUGGGACAACGGAAGUAGCGUCAAGGGCUUGGCUACCCGAGGUACAGCCAACACGUCGUACAGUGAUUUUGUUGCCUGGUCUGACAGGCGGUAGUUCGGAGAAUUACAUUCGUAUCACUAUUGCGCGAUUGCUCGGAUCGGGCUGGCAAUGUGUGGUGUUGAACGCUCGAGGAUGCGCUGACACACCGGUGACUACUGCUCAACUCUUUUGUAGUGCGUACACGGACGAUCUUCGCUUUGUGCUGCAGCAAUUGAGCGAGCAGUAUGAUUUUGCUUGUGAAGCAUUUGUCGGAGUUGGCUUUUCGAUGGGAUCGAAUGUUCUGGUCAAGUAUUUGGGUGAAGAUGGUGAUCGAACGCCAUUAACGGGGGCGAUCUCAAUCGGAAACCCUUUUGACCUGGCGAUAUGCUCGGCAAACUUUGGUGGCUCGCUGUUUAAUCGGAUGACGUAUGAUAAAGCCCUGAACAGCAAUCUUCGCGAACUCUUUUUUGACAAGUGUAAUGCGGCUGAGCAGUUUACGGACUUCCCAGGUGUGGACUUGGAGGCAAUAAAAGCCACACGCACAGUACGGGACUUUGAUGACACUCUCACUAAACAUGUGUUCCAUUACGACACGGUUGAUGACUAUUACAGCGACGCGGGGUCCGUAAAAAAGCUUGGCGGUGUUCGUGUGCCGUUGCUGUGUAUCAACGCAGAGGACGACCCGAUAAGCGUCAGCCGAGCUCUGCCGACAAUCGACGUAGUGGAAGCCAAUCCAUAUGUGAUUUUAUGCACAACCAAGUCGGGUGGUCACUUGGCCUUUUACGAGAGCUCCCUCAAGACUGGAAGCAAUUGCGAAUCCAAUAUGUGGACCGUGUAUCCUAUAGCCGAAUUCGCCGAGGCUGUACGGAUGAGCAAGGUCGUCGGACAGGAUGAGUUUUCUAGAGGCAAUCUAGUGUCUACUGUUCUCAAAAGGUCAAGUCGUCCAUGA